AUGAAGUUCCUCAAUGUAUUCUUCCUCUUCUAUGCCGCCCUGGUGGCGUCAGUUCCAACCACCAAUAGCAAAGCCGAACGCGAUAUCUCAAACGAAUCCCCCGACACUCUACCUAUCAUCUGCAGGUGGGACUGGGAUUGCCCCCGUCAGCAGCUCUGUUGCAAGGGUCGCUGCCACAGAACUGGAGAUUGCAGUCACGUUCCGCCCAAACUCGAGGUCGCCGGCCCUCAGACUUGCACAUGGGCUACGGACUGUCGUCCUGGAGACCUCUGCUGCAACGGUUACUGUCAAAGUGUUUAUGACUGCAGACGGAUUCCCCCGAAGCCCCCAGUGAAAGAUUCUCAAGACCCUGUGGACAAUAAGAAUACCCUUGAAACCCUGGGCGAUGAUGAACCCGUCGUCAACGACUUCAACAGGUCCCAGCUUGAUAAGAGGCGCUAUCGCUCGCCAGAAGAUAAACCUGACGACAAGCCUCGUACUGAGUCUAGUAUUCAGGGUCCCCAGACAGAAGCAGCCUGCAAACAGUGGUGGGAUUGCGGAGUUAGCGGGGAGCAUCAAUGGAUGUGCUGCAAUGGAAAGUGCCUCAAGUGGUACCCUGGAUCGACACCUUGGGUCCGUCCAAAAUGCUUGAAGUAG
Aspergillus pseudotamarii is the source of this 636-nucleotide messenger RNA. RefSeq lists its product as uncharacterized. The record is from RefSeq and is a predicted model, not a curated record. The coding region runs from base 1 to 636 and encodes 211 amino acids. Lineage: Eukaryota; Fungi; Ascomycota; Eurotiomycetes; Eurotiales; Aspergillaceae. The transcript has a single exon.